This is a messenger RNA of Guillardia theta CCMP2712, 756 nucleotides long. RefSeq lists its product as hypothetical. The coding region runs from base 1 to 756 and encodes 251 amino acids. Lineage: Eukaryota; Cryptophyceae; Pyrenomonadales; Geminigeraceae. The record is from RefSeq and is a predicted model, not a curated record. The transcript has 8 exons.
AUGGAAUAUAUGGAAGACAUGCUGAAAGUUUCCGAUUCUGAAGGGCUCGAGAGAAGCCAUCUUGACAAGAGAGACUGCGGGGAUCUCAUCGCCGAUGUCUUCUCGGAAAUGCUCCUGGUCCAUGGACAUGUACAUGGUGACCCGCACAACGGCAACGUGUAUCUCAACGUGAACAGCUGCGGGAAGAAAGGAUGCAAGCCGGGGUUGAUCCUCCUCGACCAUGGACUCUACCACAACAUCUCAGACAACAUGAGGAGAGACGUCUGCAAGCUUCUAAUCGCCAGCGUCUCUCCUUUUGCAUCCCGAGCUCAGCGUGAAAGGCUGGCAAGGAGGUUCGCAGCCGCCAAGCAGCAGCUCCCGGACAGCAUCUCCGUCAAGGACGUGGGAGACUGUCUGGUCGCCAUGCACGGGCAGCAGGAGGGAGGGAAGGAGGAGGAGGGCAACAUGCUGGGCGUGCUUCACUCCCUCGGCUACACCCGCGGCCUCCUCAACAGCCUCCGCUACUCGGAGAAGCUCCGACUGAAGAGCCUCGUCAAGUUCGCCUACAUCGGGCUGCUGGAGGAGGAGGAGAGGCGAGUAGCGCUGGCCUACUACUGCGGGGAAGGAGAUAUGAAGCCUUCCUGGUUGGUGCGAGCGCGGGUCUCGCUGGGGAGCCUGUAUGUGGACUUCCUUGCGCUGCUCAUUCCGGUGCUGCUCUUUCUCGGCCCCUUCCUCUUCCUCUACGAGGUUCUGCGCAGCUUCGUAUUCUUCUGGUAA